AUGAAUUUGGAUAAUCCCGAUGAUUGUUAUUCACAUGACCAAGUUUUUCAUAAUGAUCCUAAUGACCUUCAUGUUUAUGAUCCUAAUAAUCUUCAGAUUCAUGAUCUGAAUGAUCUUCAUGUUCAUUAUCCUAACGACCUUAAUGUUUAUGACCUUCAUGUUUACCAUCCUAAUGACCUUCAUGUUCACGAUCCUAACGACCUUAACAUUCACUAUGAUGUCCAAAAAGCACUACUUUUUGAAGAUAGUAGGGAAGAAGUCUAUAAUGAAAUAGUUCAUUUGUGUGAAACAUCCGAUAAUGAAUUUCAAGAUGAUGA
This is a messenger RNA of Racocetra fulgida, 317 nucleotides long. NCBI's taxonomy places the organism in Eukaryota, Fungi, Glomeromycota, Glomeromycetes, Diversisporales, Gigasporaceae. The record is from the annotation of a GenBank genome assembly.